AGAACGGCAAGUUCCACAUAGUAGAGACAUCACAUAUGUGACUCUAGGUGUGAAAGUUAUUUGCAGAUAACACUAUAUGCAGAGGCGGAGCCAGAGGUGCCACCUCAUAUAGCUUAUAGCAUAUAGCUGUGCUGCUCAGGGUAGUACUUAAGGAGCUUUGGUUCUGCAGCAUUUAUGGAAAUCAACUAACAAACAGAACUUGGGAGCUGUAGUGAAUUUAGAUCUACUUUUAUUCUUAUUAGUUUUCAUUAAAAAGUAAAUCUGAGCUUCGCUUUAACAGAAUGAACAGCAAAAUCGUCUACGUGUCUAUUAUUGUGUUCCUGGCAUAUCUGACCAGUGGGGAAGGAAUGAGUCUUAGAGGUCUGGGUAUAGAUCCACGCUGCCGCUGUGUUGAAACAGAGAGUCGGCGCAUUGGUAAAUACAUCGAGAGUGUGUUAUUCUUCCCUGCCAGCUCGCACUGCAAAGACACCGAGAUCAUUGCCACUCUGAAGAGCACCAAGCAGAAGAUCUGUCUGGACCCUGCUGCUGAAUGGGUUAUUAAGUUCAUUGAGAAGAAGAGUAAGUCAAUAAAAAAAACAUGAAUGUGUGAAUCAUCCAAUGUGUAUUUCAAUGCAACGUUGAGCAUGAAGGAAAUACGACUCUCCACAGCUGCCAUUUAAUACUUCAAAAUCAAAUCACUUUAUUGUCACUUAGCCAUAUACACAAGUGCAACAGUGGGUGAAAGUCCUGAGUGCAGUUCCAAGCAACGUAGCAGUGAUGAGACAUAUACAAAUUUACAAUAAACAUCAGAUUUACAUAACACAAUUUACAUAUCUAAUAUAAACAUAAUUACACACAACACAAUAUAUAAAUAAUUAUAUACAACGUACAGUAUACAAUUCACAUAAUAUAGAAUACAUAUGCACACAAUAUAGAAUACACAUUAUACAAUAAAAAGAGUAUAUAUAAAAUAUACAGUAGGUUGUAUUGUGCUGUACUGACAUUCAGGCUGUUGGCUGACAAGAAUUCAACCCAUACUGGUAAUUUGAUGGGUUGAAUCCUAUGUUUGGCUAUGUUUACAACUGUUAGAUUAAAUGUUUAAUGUUAUAUAUUUAUCUAUUGUUUAAACUAUUUAUCUGUUUGUAUGCUUGAAAUAUUAAAUGUUAUUUAUUACACUGUUUCCUUAAGUGUUUUUUAUAUUCUAUGUGAUGAUGUGUAUUAAUUACAUUCCUAGUUAGUUUUGUUUUACAUAAUGUAUAUUACAUUAAUAUAUCAUGCUACAUAUUUAGUCUAAGUCAGCACAGUUGCCCUUUCUCUUAAUGAAAAAAAAAAAAAAAACACUUUUUAUUUUAGGAUCCAUGAAAAGCUUUUCUUCUAUAGAGCAUUUGUGGCUAAUGUUGAAAAAAUGUCAAAUUGUUUUGUGUCAUUCUUAAUCUAGAAAAAAAAAACAUAACUUCAGACUUAACUUGCUAUUUUGAGGACAUAAUAAUUGCCACAUUGUAUUAUGUUUUUUGAAAAUAAAAACUAAUGUUGAAAAUCAUGUGAACAAAGCAUAACCUUCU
Molecule: messenger RNA, 1541 nt
Organism: Xyrauchen texanus (razorback sucker)
Lineage: Eukaryota; Metazoa; Chordata; Actinopteri; Cypriniformes; Catostomidae
Product: permeability factor 2-like
Exons: 4
Coding region: 282-581 (99 amino acids)
Biological process (GO): cellular response to lipopolysaccharide; inflammatory response; neutrophil chemotaxis
Cellular component (GO): extracellular region
Molecular function (GO): CXCR chemokine receptor binding; chemokine activity
Source: RefSeq, a predicted model, not a curated record